This is a messenger RNA of Asparagus officinalis (garden asparagus), 612 nucleotides long. RefSeq lists its product as uncharacterized. Lineage: Eukaryota; Viridiplantae; Streptophyta; Magnoliopsida; Asparagales; Asparagaceae. The record is from RefSeq and is a predicted model, not a curated record. Gene Ontology annotation, molecular function: RNA-DNA hybrid ribonuclease activity; nucleic acid binding. Bases 1 to 612 code for a protein of 203 amino acids. The transcript has a single exon.
AUGUGGUUUAUAUGGGGAGAAAGGAAUAUGCACUCUUAUAGUGGUGGUGUUAGAGAGACCUCGGUCUUGGUGACUCGGAUUCUCUGUUUUGUGGAGGAAGGGGAUAGAGUUAGAGGUCUCUCCCAUGACUUUGUCACCCCUUCCAAAUGGCCUUCUGCUUGGUAUCCCCUUGCUCCUGGUUUUCUAAAGCUUAACACAGAUGCUGCUAUUCCUCUAGAAGAAGAUAUUAUUGGUUUGGGAGGUGUUAUUCGGGAUCACCAUGGACAUGUGAUUGGUUGCUACUCUAUGCGGAUCAGGGGUCCUAUGUCUGUGGAUCAUGCAGAGUUAUUGGCUAUCUCGGAAGGCAUUUGCUUUGUUUGGCAUAUGAACUGGAGGAUUUCAAUGGUGGAAAUUGACUCUCUAAAGGUUGUCUCCUUGGUGGACACUUCUUCUCCUUUUGCUUCCUUGGCUCCUAUUGUAGAUGAAGUUCGUGUUGGUCUGAGUAUUACUGGCUACUCUAAAGUUUCUUAUAUAAGACGCACUGGUAAUGGUGUUGCUCACUCCUUAACUAAGUCGGUUGACUAUUUAUCCUCUUGUUUUUUGUUUGUUUUUGUCCCUUUGUUUUUGAGAUAG